Messenger RNA from Spea bombifrons (plains spadefoot toad), 6731 nucleotides. RefSeq names its product trinucleotide repeat containing adaptor 6B (gene TNRC6B). The coding region runs from base 570 to 6131 and encodes 1853 amino acids. Lineage: Eukaryota; Metazoa; Chordata; Amphibia; Anura; Pelobatidae. Gene Ontology annotation, biological process: positive regulation of nuclear-transcribed mRNA poly(A) tail shortening; miRNA-mediated post-transcriptional gene silencing. Gene Ontology annotation, cellular component: P-body; nucleoplasm. Gene Ontology annotation, molecular function: nucleic acid binding. The record is from RefSeq and is a predicted model, not a curated record. The transcript has 23 exons.
GGCAAAGUAAAUACACUGUAUACAUGUGUUUAUGUGGUAUGCCAUUUGCCAUGUUUCCUCAUUUAAGACUAUGAAUCAUUUUAAUCUGGAGUGAAAUGUUUGUUUGGAUAUUUGCUGGGUCGGUUUUUACAAGCAUUGUAGAGCUGCAUCGACGCUGCUGUUUAGCAAGUUACACUGGCCCUUUAAGGCUCCACCCCCUUCUUCACCAGCUUUCCUGAUUGACAGCUCCAGCCCUGAUCACAUGACCUGCCUCUAUUUGAAGGUCACAAAAAAGCAGCUUCCUUCAGAGAGGGAGAGAGAGCUAGGAGGAGGAGAGAGCAGAGAGAACGAUCAAUGCAAAAUGGCUGCCAGUCUCUGGUUUAUGCACAUUUCCCUUUAAAGAAAAAAACAUAGAAGCCGUGUGUUUGGAGUUUUUUUGCUGUUGUGUUUUGCAUUUACGUCCUAUUUUUAUUUAGUGUAUUUUCGUUAAUGUUUUUUGUACUGGAUUUACCUUGUAUGCCUCAAAUCGCUGGAAUAUAGCACAGUUGCACUUUAUAAGAGAGAAGGAGCAAGAAAGGGAAGAACAGUUAAUGGAAGACAAGAAAAGGAAGAAAGAGGAUAAAAAGAAGAAAGAAGCUGCCCAGAAGGUCACAGAACAAAAAACCAAAGUGCCCGAAGUGACGAAACCAAGUUCAAGCCAAGCGACGGCCGCCAGCCUUCCUGGCAGCUCCCCCUCGCCACCAGUCAAUGGUGGCAACAAUGCCAAAAGGGUGGCAGUGCCGAACGGACAACCGCCCAGCACCGCCCGCUACAUGCCUCGGGAGGUGCCACCGAGAUUCCGCUGCCAGCAGGACCACAAAGUGUUACUGAAGCGUGGACAGCCCCCUCCGGCAUCCUGUAUGCUGCUGGGGGGAGGAGCAGGGACUCCCCCCUCGUCCUCUGCACCAGGGACCGGCCCAGGCAACGCACAGCCAGGGGUGGGAACGCUGCUGCCAGGGGAGAGUGGGCCUGCAACAGAUACGUUGUCAGGAGCAGCUGCUACUUCAAAUUAUGCAAAUUCCACUUGGGGCUCAGGAGCCCCCUCCAGCAGUGGCCCAACCGCAACCCCAUCCCACGCCUGGGACAAAGUGAUUGUAGACGGGUCGGACAUGGAAGAGUGGCCUUGCAUAGCUGGUGUGGACGCCGAACCCCCUUCCGAAAACGCCACAGACAACAACAGUGCCUCGAACCCAGCCUCUGAGAAGGGUCCCCCGCAAGGAAUUGCCACUAACCAUAAAGGGAGGGGGGGCCAGGGUCAACAACAACAACAACAACAACAGCAGCAGCAGCCGCCGCAGCCUGGCAGUGAAUGUACCCAGGGUGUGUGGAAAUCAGACCCUAAGGCUAAGCCCGUCCCGUCUUCCAGCCCUGCUGCAGAGGGUGUUAAUAGACUGGGAAACUGGAGGAGCGUGGGUGGGCCUGAGAGAACAGGGCCUGCCUCUGGUUUCAGUAACUUUAACCCAAAUACCAACCCAUCAGCCUGGCCAGCCUUGGUCCAGGAAGGCAGCAGGAAAGGGAACCCGGAGCCAGAUAGUGGAUUCUCCAGCACACAGCUAGGGCCAACGGGUCCAACUUCUCGGGAGCAGCAGUCAAAGAUGGAAAAUGCGGGUGCCGGUUUCCCAGCCUCAUGCAGGGAGCCGGCAACAACCCAUCACACUGACGGACCAAAAAAUGGAAACACUAACUCAACAAACUCAAAUACUGCAAACCCCUCUGAAAACAAGGGAACAGCCUUUGGGUCUGGGGAUACCUGCCGGGGCUCUGACCCCUCUGCUCAAAGCACUGGAGAUAGAAAGAAUGGGGGUCUGGGUUCAUGGGGGCCAUCAAGGGGUCCGUCUGCUUCAGGGGAUACCGUCUGUGGGCAUGGAAACUCCAGUAAUAAUGGACGAGACAGGGAGGAUGCAAGGAAGGCGUCUUCAUCUCACAGACCCAACGGGUCCAGAGGGGAAUCUUGGGAUAAUAAAAGUGGUGGUGGGAAUGGUUCUUGGGGCUAUGGCCUACAAGGAGACCCCAGCGAAGUGAAGUGGGGUGAAGGGAACAAAUCUGGGGCUGGUGGAACGUCUCAGGGAGAAUGGAAGCAGCCGACUGGGCAUGAGGACUUAAAGGUGGGAGAGUGGGGAGGUUCGAGCCAAGGAAAUUCUAGCACUGGAGCAUGGGACAAUCAGAAGGGUCACUCUCUAUCAGAGAACCAGGGCAACACGCCAUCAGCGGCCUGCUGGGGCCGUGCCCCCAGCUCAGCAGGAAGUGAGGCUGGGGGGCAAAGCACUGGAAGCAACCCCAAGGCUAGCGGCAGUGGAGACAGUCUGAACUCUUGCAAUAGACGUUCGCACAGAACUGCCCUCCCAGAUAGUCAGGUCGUCCUGCAGACACUGCUAAACAGAACUGACCUGGAUCCCCGGGUUCUCUCAAACUCUGGCUGGGGCCAAACCCAGAUUAAACAGGAUGCAGCCUGGGAAACAGAAGAGGUGAUAUCUCGCCCUGAGGGCAAAGCGGACCGUGGGACUGAGGGUUGGGAGAACAUGUCCCAAGCCAAGAGCUCAGGGGGCUGGGGCGAUGCCCCCAGCCAAAGUAAUCAAAGCAAGUCUGGCUGGGGAGAGCCCCCUACCCCAGCCCCUCCUGCCCAAGAAUGGAAGGAUGCCAAAGCAACUGGCUGGAGUGACUAUAAAAGUAGCCCAACUGGUUGGGGGGGUGCUGGUGGAGGUGGAACUGGUGGAGGGGGAACUGGUGGAGGGGGAGCAAUUGGUGUACGACAAGAGGAAAAGGCAGGUCCUGGGUGGAACAAUGACAAUGGAGGGAAUACCGAACAAGGAUGGGGUACUCGGCCUCCUAAUUCUGGAAGUGGGUGGUCUUCUGGGAAGAAUGGCUGGGGGGGAGGAGGGAAUGAUGAAAUUGAGCCUCCCAAAGGACCUGGGGGCUGGGAUGGUUCAGCAAAUAAACCUUCCUCUGGCUGGGGGGAGGUAGGUCAGAAUGAUGUUGGAUCUUGGGGUAAUGGACCUAGCCCCAAUCCAGCUCCCCGAAAUGGCUGGGAGGAAAAUAAAAGGCCCCAAAGUGGUGGAAGUUGGGGCGAGGCAGCUAGACCUCAGCUUCCAUGGAAUAAGCAGCAUGAAGCAACACCAGCCGCAGGAUCUCCUGGUUCUUGGGGCACUCAGGCACCACCACCUCCUGGAAAUGGUAGGCCGCCUCCUACCCCAGGAUGGAAGGGUGGUCCACAGCCUGCAGUAUCCAAGGAUGAGGAGGCAAGUGGGUGGGAGGAGCCAUCGCCACAAUCCAUGGGCCGUAAAAUGGACAUUGAUGAUGGAACAGCUGCUUGGGGUGACCCUAAUAGCUACAACUAUAAGAACGUUAGCCUGUGGGACAAAAACUCACAAGCAAACCCUGCACAGAUGCCAAGGGAACAGGGAAUGCCAGGAUCUUUAGCCAGCAAGGCAGCACCAUCAGUGUGGAGCAAAAACAAAGGUCCCCCAGCCGACAACGGGACAUCAGCCUGGGGUGAGCCAACUGAACCUGCUUCAGGUUGGGGAGAAGGAGAAGAAGGUGGACCCCCAACCCCAGGAUGGGGAAAUGCACCACCUGUAGCUCCCAGUGCCAUGAAAACUGGUACAAAAUCUAUGCAAGACAGCUGGGGCGAAAAUGAAGGACCAGUGACAGGGACGCGUCACAGCAGCUGGGACGAUGAGGAGGAAGGUGGAGUGUGGAACAGUGCAGGAUCUCAGGGAAGUGGCUCCUCUCACAACUCAGCAGGUUGGGGCCAAGGAGGAAAGAAACCACAGAUCAAGGGUUCGUUAAAAGGAGGCAACAAUGAUUCCUGGAUAAACCCAUUGUCCAAGCAGUUCUCAAACAUGGGAUUGCUGAGCCAAGUAGAUGACCCCUCUGCUAGUAAGAUGGACCACCCUGUUGGUGGGCUUCCAGAAAAGAAGUUUGAGGCAGACAAACGGGGUGUGAAUCUCGGGGAUUUCAAUGAGAUGAUGCGGAAGGACCGUUCUAACUUCCGUCUGCCAAAUUCCAAAGAGAUGGGAGCCUCAGACAGCGGGCCUUACUUUGAGAAGCUGACUUUGCCUUUCUCCAAUCAAGACGGGUGCCUUGGGGACGAGGCUCCGUGCUCCCCCUUUUCUCCCUCCCCCAGCUACAAGCUAUCUCCCUCCGGCUCCUCGAUCCCCUCCAUGGGCCUGGGGGCUAUCGGUUCGGGCCUCAACCCCCAAACCUUCGCUGCUAGACAAGGUGGCAAUCACGGUCUAUUUGGGAACAGCGGUGCACAAUCACGAGGCAUGCACAACCCUGUGCCAUCGCUCAACUCCUCUCCCAACCUCCGGGCGCAAGUGCCUCCCCAGUUCCUUUCUCCCCAGGUGUCGGCCUCCAUGCUGAAGCAGUUCCCUAACAGUAACAUGAACCCAGGGCUGUUUAACAUGGGACCCCAACUUUCCCCUCAGCAGAUUGCUAUGCUGAGCCAGCUCCCCCAGAUCCAGCAGUUCCAGUUGGCAUGCCAGCUUCUCCUGCAGCAGCAGCAGCAGCAGCAACAGCAGCAGUUGCUUCAGAACCAGAGGAAGAUCUCGCAAGCAGUCCGGCAGCAGCAGGAGCAGCAGCAGCUUGCACGAAUGGUAAGUGCCCUCCAGCAACAACAGCAGAGGCAGCCAGGAAUGAAACAUUCUCCUUCUCAUCCUGCUGGACCCAAGAGUCACAUGGAUUCUGUGGGGCUUUCAGACAUGCAAGGCAAGGGGCAUAUCCCUGGCUAUGGAUCAGGCUUCGGCUCCAGUGGAAUGGAUUAUGGGAUUGUGGGUAAAGAAGCUGGUGCAGAGUCUCGUUUCAAACAAUGGACAUCCAUGAUGGAUGGAAUGCCCUCAUCCAUGUCCCAAGAUGCAGGCUUGCAGAAGAAUGGUGAGCAGUUAUUUUGCUCCAUUCCCCCUCCUGUGAAAAACCGUGGGGGUUCACCUUACAACCAGUUUGACAUGAUGUCUGGGGAGCCAGUGGGAAUGCACGGUGGGCCAGCUGGAGAGAGCUGGUUACCUUCCAAGUCCCCACCUUCAAGCAAAAUUGGAAGUAAAUCAAUGAAUGCUAGUUGGCCUCCAGAAUUCCAGCCUGGUGUGCCGUGGAAAGGGAUUCAGAAUAUUGAUCCAGAAUCAGACCCGUAUGUUACCCCCGGCAGUGUGCUGGGGGGCCCAGCCCCAUCUCCCAUCGUAGAUACUGACCACCAGCUACUGCAGGACACCCCCACAGGGUCCAAUUCUUCCCUCAACACCUCGCUGCCUUCACCUGGUGCCUGGCCCUACAGUGCCUCUGAGAAUAUCCACAGCACUUCAGCACUCUCAGCAAAGUUUGGCGACUACAAAUCCACCUGGUCACCAGACCCCAUAGGACACAACCCGUCGCAUCAUUCUAACAAAACGUGGAAGAACCCGAUGUCCAGGAACAGCCCUGGGCUGCCUCGCCCCCCUCCAGGGCUAACCAACAACCCCAAAGCCACCAAUUCCCCCUGGAACAGCACAGCUCCCCGUUCUGUCAGGGGCUGGGGGGGACAGGACACCAGAAUUGCAUCUGCAUCUACCUGGAGCGAUGGUGGAUCCGUGCGUCCCAGCCACUGGCUCAUCCUUCUUAAUCUUACACCACAGAUUGAUGGAUCCACCCUGAGGACGAUCUGCAUGCAGCAUGGUCCCCUGCUGACAUUCCAUCUCAACCUCACCCAGGGCACGGCCCUGAUCCGAUACAGCACCAAACAGGAGGCAGCCAAGGCCCAAAGCGCCCUGCACAUGUGUGUUCUGGGCAACACGACUAUCCUGGCGGAGUUUGCAACAGAUGAAGAGGUGAGCCGUUACCUUGCACAAGCUCAGCCCCCAACUCCCUCUGCUCCGGGCGCAGGCUGGCAACCCUUGGAAGUGGGACAGAAUCACCAGGCUGAACCUGUAGGGCCAGCCCUAAACCUUUUUGGAGGGACCACGGGGCUGGGACAAUGGAGCAGCGGCGGUGGUGGUAGUGACCUGGCCGGAGUGUCCCUCUGGGGAACUCCCAACUACACAUCUAGCUUGUGGGGGGUGCCCAGCACAGAGGAUGCUCAUAGGAUGGGCAGCCCUGCCCCGUUACUACCCGGUGACCUUCUAGGAGGAGGGGCCGACUCAAUAUAAACUUUGAACUUUCAACUCUGACCUCGUGACCUUUCAGAGCAGCAGCACUAACUUGACAUUUUUUGUGUUUUUUUUUUUUCAAACUUGCAAUAAAUACUUUUUUUUAACAAAAAAAGGAAAAACAAAAAAAAAAAUGAAUAGAGAGAAUCAGGUGGGUGCAAACUAAGACUCCUGAUCGCCAACGUUACAAAACAAACCCUGCGGUCUCUUUUAAAGUGGUUGGUUUAAUUUUUGUUUUCUUUUUUGUGCUUGCGGAUUCAUUCCUCCCUCCUCCCCAUUACAGAUGAGAAGAGAAGGGGGAGAGAGUGAUAAGGAAAUGGGGGGGGAAAUAUUGAAAAACCGAAAUGUGGUUGGGUAAAUGUAGAAAAUAGGGGAGGAAAAAAUGGACAAAAUACACAUAUCAGUCUUGAAAUACUUGAAUAAUGAAAGCCAAUGUUGAGAGACAAUGUGAAUUUAAAAAAUAUACAACUUGUCAUUUUGUGCUGGGGGACAAUGUCGGGCUUUAUUUUUUUCACAUUGCGUUUUGGAAAGUUAGAAAAUUGCUGAAGUUGAUGCAAGGAGAUAAUACAAAUGCAGGAGAAAGGGUUGUUUGCACAUUAA